Messenger RNA from Gigantopelta aegis, 591 nucleotides. Its product is annotated as integrin-linked protein kinase 1-like. Gene Ontology annotation, molecular function: ATP binding; protein kinase activity. The coding region runs from base 1 to 591 and encodes 196 amino acids. Gene Ontology annotation, biological process: protein phosphorylation. Lineage: Eukaryota; Metazoa; Mollusca; Gastropoda; Neomphalida; Peltospiridae. The transcript has a single exon. The record is from RefSeq and is a predicted model, not a curated record.
AUGGAGAUUGCUGCUCGAGUACGUCAUCCUAAUCUCCUUCAGUUCAUAGGAGCCACUAAAGUGGGUACUCCUAUCAUCCUCUCAGAACUAAUGCCAACUAGUCUUCGCAAAGAGCUAGAAGCUGGUCCUCUACCCUAUCAUGCUGUUUUAGCUAUCAGUCAAGAUAUAGCCUGUGGUCUCAACUAUCUCCACCUCUUUAAACCAGACCCAAUACUACAUAGAGAUGUCAGCACUGCUAAUGUCCUUCUUCAGCCAAUUAGUGGUGGGUGGAGAGCCAAGGUAUCAGACUAUGGUUCGGCUAAUCUUCAACCAAUGAUUGGCUGUACAGUCAAUCCAGGUAAUCCAGUUUAUUCUGCUCCAGAAGCUGGUGUACCAAAAGACCAUUCUCCUGCAAUGGAUGUUUACAGUUAUGGUGUUGUCUUAAUUGAAAUGAUGAUCUGUCGUAUUCCUGAGGUAGCUCAGAGACAACUUCAUAUUAACAGUAUUAGACGACCAACGUUUAAAGCUCUUAUUGAGCGAUGUUUGAAGGAGAAUUGUAGAGAACGUCCGACAAUGUCAGAGAUCAUAACAGACUUCAAUGAAACCAUUUAA